AUGCCGCGGAGCCCCUGCCCAGUCCCACCAUCCUCCCCCUUCCUUCUUCCACAUCGACGCCAUCGGCGCACCAGGUGCCGCCGCCGACGGUUCGGCCUCUCGGAGAGCGGCCACCUGACGCGGGGCGACCGCGUCCGCGUCGAUGGCCGACGGAGGAGCGACAUCGAGCGCCGUCGCUGGAGGCCGCUUCGAGGGGCGGCCGGCGAGCGCCGCGGGCGGGGCGUGGGCCCUGCUCUCGACGGCGCACUCGGCGCUGGGUCAUCGGCCAGUUCAGCUACCCGGAUCAGGAGGACGCGCUGCUGUGCCAGCGCCUCGUCCGCCGCACCGGCCGGCGCCGCGGGCCGGCUCGUUCCCCGCCAACGCCGUCGAACGGCGCGCCUCGUGCCGCGGCCUUCUUCCGCGCGGCCGCAGGUUCGGCCUCGCGGCGAUUGGCGGGCGGCGUCGACUGCAUUCGGCCGCAUCGACGCGGGGCGACGGGGAGCGCGUCGGUGGCCGGCGGUGGCGCGGUGUGCAGAGCGACGGCGAGCGCCGCCGCUCGAGGUUGCUUCGAGGGCGCAGCGGCAUGGACCGGCCGCGAGCGCGGCGUACGGGGCGUGGCCCCUCCUCUCCGUACCCAAGGCCUUGUGCCUGGCACGGAGGCUGCCGAAGACGGUGUCGGCGGAGAUGGGCGCGCUGCCGCGCCAGCGCUUCGGCCGCGUCGGCUCGUUCGACGUCGAAGCUCCCGAUGUCCCGAGUUUUGACAUCCAGCUUCAGAGACUCCAUCUCCACCAAGUGUCCGAGUGCCUCGUGUCCUCGGAUGUUUCAUCAGUUACAGGGCCUGACAGUGGGUUGCUGAGGACAUUGGAGGAUGUGAUAUCCAAAAACAAGAAAUUCAGGAGGCAGUUGAGCUACCAUUGACACACCAUGAGUUGUACUGCUCUAUGGUCCUUCAGGCACUGGCAAGACCAUGCUUGCUAAAGCGGUGGCACAUCACACUACUGCUGCUGGUUCAGAGUUUGUGCAGACGUACUUGAGUGAGCUGAAGAGAAUGCCCCGGCUAUAAUAUUCGUCGAUGAGAUUGACGCUAUAGCUAGUGCUCGGUUCGAUGCUCAUACUGGGGCUGACGAGAAGUUCAGCGUAUUCUGAUGGAGCUACUCAAUCAGGUUUCCAACUCAAGGUACCAUUGGUCGAACUCAAGAUGUCGUUGUGGAUCAAGGACCACCUUGAGACUUCAUCUACGCUGAAGAAGCUACUUUUGAUGCUUGUUCUCUAUGGUACUUCUAUGGUGAUAGUGGAUGGUGUUGUCACACCAGCAAUGUCAGGUUCAUAUAUUUCUGUUGCAUUGUUCGUCGUAUUUCUCUUCACCCAGUCUUAUGAUCUUACAUAUUUGCUUUCAGCAGUACCAUUGUGUUACCAGUUUUCGUCUUCUCACAGUAUUACUUGCAUUUUUUUUCCUCUCGGUAAAAUCUGCAGUGAUAACUGCUGUCAAUGGCUUGAAGGUUGGAAUAUCUAGUCUUAAUGAAGGUGACCUUGAAUAUGUUGGUUGAUAUUAACCGGUUAAAUAGAAAAAUGUGUUACUGCAUAGAAGUGCAGGAUAGUCACCUUCUAUUUUGAUUUAUUUUUUCCGCGUUUCUAAUUGUUCUCGAGUCUGUAAAGGUUUGGAACAUUCAAAGUCGGGCUUGCUGUUGGACGUGCCUUGUUCAUAUGGUUUUGCUGCCUUUCUGGGAUAGGAGUUUAUAAUAUAUGAUACAGAAGUAUUACGCGCAUUGGGUCCUAUAUAUAUCUACUACCCUUUUGAAUGAAACCCAACUCAAGCUUGGAUGUCUCCCUGCGGCUGCCUUUUAUGUUCAACAUGUAUGCUUUUUGACCAUAUUCUUAAUGUUAGUUGUGAUUAAACUUCUUUGAAGUUCUCUAAGAAUGUGUUUGCUUCAGGUGCAUAGUUUUUGCUUGACUUAAAUAUAAAAUUAGUUACUGUCUGUCAAGUCCUUUCGUUUUUCUUCUAUAGGAACUCUGAAACUCAUAAAUAUGUUGAGUACAUUUGUGGUGUUACUAAACAUAACUAGACCACUUGUUCUUACUAGUAACUGCGCCUCAUGCAAUGCACGUCAUGACCAAAUUCAACAUCUUGCAUCAGAUUGUGGAACCUCUGUCUUAAAUGCCAUGUGCCUCUGGAUUUGAUAUUAUGGAAAAGAGAAAACUAAUUUCGAGAUAUAAGACACUCACGCUAAAACUACUAUUUCGAGAUAUGUGCCACUCAUGCUUCUAUCUUACUAUGAUACUAAAACUAUUUGCAUCGUCACCAACAUGAGGCAUUUCUGAAACUCAGGUCCUCACAGAGAUCCUAGAAAGAUUGAAAUGGUUUCCCCCCUCUUAUAUUUAGAGUCAGCAUCCAGUAUAUUCACAGGCCACUUAGUUAAUAGUUAAAGCUACUUCAACUUAAGAUUAGAGGUCAAACAUCAGGGCAAAUAGAUUAGAGAAUAGUACUUUUCCUUGAGCUUUAUGUUUAGUAAUGAUUGUUCUGUAUAUUUGGCAGGAGGAAUAUUUGCUUUAUACUCUCUAAUACUAUGCAGGAAUGCAAAGGCUAGCCUGCUCCCUAAUUAACUGCUCUCUGAGAUGCAGACUAAGGCAUAGCCUAGUGGUGGGAAGGGGCUGCUGAUGCCUUCCCACCCAAACAGGUUCAAGGCACGGUACUUGCAAUUUGGGUUUGUUGCACCAAUUAUGCUGUAGGGGGUUCCCUUACAGUCUUUCUGUCAAAAAAAAAAAAAAACUGCUCUCUGAGACCCGUAUAUCAGGUUUCCAGCUCAAGGUACCGUUGGUAGAACUCAAGAGGUCUUUGUGGAUCAAAGAGCACCUUGAGACUUCAUCUAUGCUGAAGAAGCUACUUUUGAUGCUUGUUCUUUUUUGUACUUCUGUGGUGAUAGCGGAUGGUGCUGUUACACCAGCAAUGUCAGUUUCAUAUACUUCUGAUGCAUUGCAUAUUUGCUUUCAGCAGUAGUAUUGUGUUACCAGUUUUCAUCUUAUCACAGUAUUAAUUCCAUUUUUUUCCUGUAGUUUAAGUCUGCUGUAGAUGGCUUGAAGGCUGGAAUAUCUAGUGUUAAUGAAGAUGACCUUGAUAAAAAGAUGUAUUACUGGCUUAAUGCUUAGAAGUGCAGGAUGCUCACCUUCUAUUUUGAUCUUUUUUGUCAGGUGAAGUGGUCAUGACGUUGCAUUUCUCGUUGUUCUAAUCAGUCUGCAAAGGUUUGGAACAUGUAAAGUUGGCUUGCUGUCUUUUUGGGACAGGAAGGGGCUGCCUUUUAUGUGAAACAUGUUUUUUUUUUACCUGUUGAUGUGUUAGUUGUGAUGAAACUUAUUUGAAGUUCUCUAAAAAUGUAUUUGCUUCAGGUGCAUAUUUUUGUUUGAGUGACAUAAAAUUUGUUACCGUCUGUCAUGUGUCCUUCUGUUUUUUCUCCUAUAGGAUUCCAAAACUCACAAAUAUGCUGAGCGCAUUUGUGGUUUUAGUAAACAUAAUUAGACCUUUUGUUCUUACCAGUAACUGUGCCACGUGGAAUGCGCUUGAUGACCAAAUUGGGCACACCGCAAGCACAAGAAUUUGAAGGCAUCCUCUCUGCUGAGUUCAUAUUGUGGAACCUCUGUUGUUAACAUUAAAUGUCAUGUACAUCUGUAUUUGACAUCAUGGAAAAGAGAACUAAUUCCUUUCAUUGCUAACAAAUUUAACUCAUUAUUGCUAAAAUUAUUAUUUCGAGAUAUAAGCCAAACACGCUUCUGUUUUACUAAGAUACAAAACGAUUUGCAUCAGUCAACAAUAUGACGCAUUUCUGAAACCUCAGGUCCUCGCAGAGAUGCUAGAAAGAUUGAAAUGGUUUCCCCCCUGUUAUAUUUUGAGUCAGCAUCCAGUAUAUUCACAGGCCACUUAGUUAAUAGUUAAAGCUACUUCAACUUAAGGUGAGAGGUCAAACAUCAGGGCAAGCAAAUGAUGCUCUAGUGAUUUUGGAUUUACUAUCCAUUUAAUAAUCAGUACUAUGGGUUCUGCGUUAGUAAAGUAUGUAAAGAGAGGGUAAUCUUGAAUCCAAAUUAAUGGCAAAUUCUGUAAGAGGAUAUUACUGGAAAUAAUCAUCACCUAGAAAAAUGUAAGAAUCCUCUCUAAUGUUGUGUUGCAUAGACCCUACAAAUAGUGUGGACUUUAUGGACACUCUCAUCACCCAGUGUACGAUAUGAACGAUAUUAGCCUUUGCAAUACAUAAUAUAUGUGAUUCUACAUUUACUUACCUUAGGUUGGAAGUAAGUAGAUCUUAAGCAUUGAGUAAAGUUUGUAGCGUAGAUAUUUACAAGAUUGGUUUUUCUGCAGAGGAUCCGAGGCAAUGUUUGCUGAUUUGCUACUCUGUUAGAUCAGUUCAACUAGUCUAUCAGUUCAGUUUGUCUUUUGCACUGCUGAGGGCUCCAUGUUGCACUUCCAACACCUAGUUGAGAACUUACUAUUGCUCAUAUGGUGCAGCUUACCUUUGCAUGUCUUGUCCUUCCAUGCCUUCUACUGGGUUACCCAGGGCAAACUGCAGUUUUUGUGGAGAACUUGACUGAAAAUGAGAAGACCUUCUGUCUAUCCCGAGCAUAGCCGAACUUGGGGUCAUGAUGAUCACUACCAUAUUGGUGACCAUCAUAGUGCUUCUGAUAUGUGGCAGGUCAACAUCAUUGUCGAUCUAUGCUUUCUCAUCAUCCUCCUAUGCCUGCAGCUAUUUUUCUUUUCUUCAGUUAUAGGGAGUGUAGGAGAUGGUAGUUGGGUUCUUUUGAUAUUUGCGGCUAUAUGUACAGAAGGACUAUGGGACCAAGUUGAAGUACGAAACUGACGUUAGGCAAAAAAAUAAAAAUCGGUGGAUUUAAUGA
Molecule: messenger RNA, 4857 nt
Organism: Triticum dicoccoides
Lineage: Eukaryota; Viridiplantae; Streptophyta; Magnoliopsida; Poales; Poaceae
Exons: 6
Coding region: 1-897 (298 amino acids)
Molecular function (GO): molybdenum ion binding; pyridoxal phosphate binding; catalytic activity
Source: RefSeq, a predicted model, not a curated record